Cervus elaphus (red deer) is the source of this 2368-nucleotide messenger RNA. It is a transcript of the gene CPSF6, whose product is annotated as cleavage and polyadenylation specific factor 6. Gene Ontology annotation, biological process: mRNA alternative polyadenylation. The record is from RefSeq and is a predicted model, not a curated record. Gene Ontology annotation, molecular function: mRNA binding. NCBI's taxonomy places the organism in Eukaryota, Metazoa, Chordata, Mammalia, Artiodactyla, Cervidae. The coding region runs from base 155 to 1924 and encodes 589 amino acids. Gene Ontology annotation, cellular component: mRNA cleavage and polyadenylation specificity factor complex. The transcript has 11 exons.
CGGCGGCGGAGACCCGCGCCCCCGGCUGCCCCCGCCUCGGCCCUCGGGCCUCGGAAGUGACGCAGCGCGCCCCGCCCCCGCCGCUAGAUCCGCUGCUGCUGCCGCGGCGGGCGGACCUGCAGGAGGCGGCGGCGGCGGCCGAGGCCGAGGGAAGAUGGCGGACGGUGUGGACCAUAUAGACAUUUACGCGGAUGUGGGCGAAGAGUUCAACCAGGAAGCUGAAUAUGGUGGGCAUGAUCAGAUAGAUUUGUAUGAUGAUGUCAUCUCUCCAUCUGCAAAUAAUGGAGAUGCCCCAGAAGAUCGGGAUUACAUGGAUACUCUCCCACCAACUGUUGGUGAUGAUGUGGGUAAAGGAGCAGCACCAAAUGUUGUCUAUACAUAUACGGGAAAGAGGAUUGCAUUGUAUAUUGGGAAUCUCACAUGGUGGACAACAGAUGAAGACUUAACUGAAGCAGUUCAUUCUUUGGGAGUAAAUGAUAUUUUGGAGAUAAAGUUUUUUGAAAAUCGGGCAAAUGGCCAGUCAAAGGGGUUUGCCCUUGUUGGUGUUGGAUCUGAAGCAUCCUCAAAAAAGUUAAUGGAUUUGUUGCCUAAGAGAGAGCUUCAUGGUCAGAAUCCUGUUGUAACUCCAUGCAAUAAACAGUUCCUGAGUCAAUUUGAAAUGCAGUCCAGGAAAACUACACAAUCAGGACAAAUGUCUGGGGAAGGUAAAGCUGGUCCUCCGGGAGGCAGUUCACGUGCAGCAUUUCCACAAGGUGGUAGAGGACGGGGCCGUUUUCCAGGGGCUGUUCCUGGUGGGGACAGAUUUCCUGGGCCAGCAGGACCAGGAGGGCCACCUCCACCUUUUCCAGGAAAUUUGAUCAAGCAUCUUGUUAAAGGAACUCGGCCUUUGUUCCUGGAAACUAGGAUUCCAUGGCAUAUGGGGCACAGCAUAGAGGAAUUACCCAUUUUUGGCCUAAAAGCUGGACAGACACCACCACGUCCACCCUUAGGUCCUCCAGGCCCGCCCGGUCCACCAGGCCCUCCACCUCCUGGUCAGGUUCUGCCGCCUCCUUUAGCUGGGCCUCCUAAUCGAGGCGAUCGCCCUCCUCCACCAGUCCUGUUUCCUGGACAGCCUUUUGGGCAGCCUCCGCUGGGCCCGCUUCCUCCCGGCCCUCCGCCUCCAGUUCCAGGCUACGGCCCCCCUCCUGGUCCACCACCUCCACAACAGGGACCACCUCCGCCUCCAGGCCCCUUUCCACCUCGCCCACCUGGUCCUCUUGGGCCACCCCUUACACUCGCUCCUCCUCCGCAUCUUCCUGGACCACCUCCAGGGGCCCCGCCGCCAGCUCCACAUGUGAACCCAGCUUUCUUUCCUCCACCAACUAACAGCGGCAUGCCUACAUCAGAUAGCCGAGGCCCACCACCAACAGAUCCAUAUGGCCGGCCUCCACCAUAUGAUAGGGGUGACUAUGGGCCUCCUGGGAGGGAGAUGGAUACUGCAAGAACGCCAUUGAGUGAAGCUGAGUUUGAAGAAAUCAUGAAUAGAAAUAGGGCAAUCUCAAGCAGUGCUAUUUCAAGAGCUGUGUCUGAUGCCAGCGCUGGUGAUUAUGGGAGUGCUAUUGAGACAUUGGUAACAGCAAUUUCUUUAAUUAAACAAUCCAAAGUAUCUGCUGAUGAUCGUUGCAAAGUUCUUAUUAGCUCUUUGCAAGAUUGCCUUCAUGGAAUUGAAUCCAAGUCUUAUGGUUCUGGAUCAAGAAGACGUGAACGAUCAAGAGAAAGGGAUCAUAGUAGAUCACGAGAAAAGAGUCGGCGUCAUAAAUCCCGCAGUAGAGAUCGUCAUGAUGAUUAUUACAGAGAGAGAAGCCGGGAGCGAGAGAGACACCGGGACCGGGACAGGGACCGGGACCGAGAGCGCGACCGUGAGCGCGAGUAUCGUCAUCGUUAGCAGCUGAAGGAAGAGGAACACCUUCCAAGACAAAACAGUCUUCUGGAAGAAUGACGCUUGUCCAGCAGUUUGCUUCUUGUGAUUGAACUGAACCUGUAAGGAUUCAUGGAUAAAAUGAACAGGAAUAGAUCUGAAUAAAGCAAAUCUGCAUAAAUGGUAACCAGUAGCUCUACUUUUAUUUUUUAUGUUGCUUAACUGUUUUAUUUGAAGGAAACCUGUGUGAUUUAAAAAGUUAAAGCUUUUGCAACUUUAUUACUGGUUAUAUACAUUUGGCCAUUAUAAUGUGCAAGCAAUUGGAAAAAAAAAACGUCAAGUAAAUGCUUGUUUUAUAGUAGUUUGUUCUUGUUAAAAAACUGUUCAUAUGAUGAUGUCUGUAAACAGCACCACUUUGAUUACAGUAGAUGUAGUGUUGUAAUAAACUGUUCAAUGGGGCUGAUGUGUAAA